CCGCGCCGGGCGGACGGAGGGACGGACGGAGCGAGGGCGCGCCGGCCAUGGCGUGGGGAGGCCGCGGCGCCCGGCCCCGGCCGGCCUCCCUCGGGCUGCUGUGGCUGCUGCUCCUGCUGGGCGGCCCGAGCUGUGGGAAUGCCGGUUCAGUGACUCUUCCAGAGACACUACUGUUUGUUUCAACUCUGGAUGGGAACUUGCAUGCCGUGAGCAAGAGGACGGGGUCAAUUAAGUGGACUUUAAAAGAAGAUCCUGUACUUCAGGUGCCAUUACAUGUAGAAGAACCCGCAUUUCUUCCCGACCCUAAUGAUGGUAGUCUGUACACUCUUGGCGGCAAGAAUAACGAAGGCUUGACCAAACUACCAUUCACCAUUCCUGAACUGGUCCAAGCAUCCCCUUGCCGCAGUACAGAUGGCAUCCUAUACAUGGGAAAGAAGCAGGACAGCUGGUACGUGAUAGACCUCAUGACGGGAGAGAAACAGCAAACUCUGACCUCUUCAUUUGCCGAAAGCCUUUGCCCGUCUACGUCUCUCCUCUACCUUGGCCGAACAGAAUACACAAUAACGAUGUACGAUACCAAGAGUAAAGAGCUCCGAUGGAACGCUACCUACUUUGAUUAUGCCGCUACGUUGCCUGAUGAAGACGUGCAAUACAAAAUGUCCCAUUUUGCAUCUAAUGGAGAUGGGCUGGUGGUGACGGUGGACAGUGAGUCUGGGGACGUCCUGUGGAUACAGAAUUACGGCUCCCCCGUUGUAGCUUUUUAUAUCUGGCAGCGGGAGGGGUUGUGGAAAGUCAUGCACACCAAUGUGGGAAUAGAAACGCUGCGGUACCUGACAUUCAUGUCUGGUGAAGUUGGACGCAUCACUAAGUGGAAAUACCCCUUUCCUAAAGAAACAGAGGCCAAGAGCAAAUUGAUGCCAACGCUCUACGUGGGGAAAUAUUCCACCAGCUUGUAUGCAUCGCCAUCAAUGGUUCACGAAGGAGUGGCUAUUAUGCCCCGGGGAAGCGCAAUACCAUUGAUAGAGGGUCCAAAAACACGCAGUGUCACGAUUGAAGACAACGGAGAGUGUGUUAUCACCCCCAGUACUGAUCUGAAGUUUACUUCUGGAUUGAAACACAAGAACAGACUCAACUAUUUGCGGAAUCAUUGGCUUCUAAUAGGGCAUCAUGAGACACCGCUGUCAGCCCCAACAAAGAUCCUGGAGAAAUUUCCAAGCAAUUUGCCUAAGCGGCAAGAAAAUAUUAUCCCAGCGGAUUCGGACAGAGCUGCUUUUGAAGAGGCCAUUGAUAUUACUGGGAGUUCCCCAAAGGACUUGCCCCCUCCCAUCCCAGAGGACGCUGAAGAGAUGCUCAGCCAACCUGCCCCUCGACCGGAAGCUCAAGUGGACUCCCUGUUGAAGGACAUGGCCACCGUCAUCCUCAGCACGUUCUUAAUUGUUAGCUGGGUCGCCUUUAUCAUCACGUAUCCAAUGAGCGUUCACCAUCAGCAGCAACGACAACACCGACAGUUUCAGAAACAGCUGGAGGAAAAGAUCCAGUUGUUGCAGCACCAGUCCUUCAACCCGCCCAUCGACUUGCCCCCGGAGGCUGACUUCUCAGAUGGUUCCUGCAUAAAGGCAGAAAGCUCAGCCACCAGCACCCCAAACACGUCCCCGAAGGCGUCAAAUCACUCUGCCUAUUCCAAUGUUUCUGCCUCUGACGUUGGGAGCGGCCUGUCAACGGAACAGGAAGAAGAUGGAGACAUCGGUGUCAUAACCGUUGGAAAGAUCUCAUUCCACCCGAAGGACAUGCUCGGACAUGGAGCCGAGGGAACAAUUGUUUAUAGGGGGACGUUUGAUAACCGAGCAGUCGCUGUGAAGAGAAUUCUCCCGGAAUGCUUCAGCUUUGCUGAUCGAGAGGUGCAGCUGCUGCGAGAAUCUGACGAACAUCCAAACGUGAUCCGCUACUUCUGCACAGAGAGGGAUCGCCAGUUCCAGUACAUAGCCCUUGAGCUCUGCGCUGCCACUUUACAGGAGUAUGUGGAACAAAAGGACUUCAGUUACCACGGUUUGCAGCCUAUCACCGUUUUACAACAGACAAUGUCCGGUCUCGCUUAUCUCCACUCUCUCAAUAUUGUCCACAGAGACCUGAAGCCCCACAAUAUCCUCAUUUCUAUGCCUAAUGCCCAUGGGAAGGUCAAAGCCAUGAUCUCAGACUUCGGCCUGUGCAAGAAGCUCGCAGCUGGCAGGCACAGUUUCAGCCGUCGAUCUGGAGUGCCAGGCACCGAAGGCUGGAUCGCUCCAGAGAUACUGAGUGAAGACCGCAAAGAGAAUCCAACACAUACUGUAGAUAUUUUUUCAGCGGGAUGCGUCUUCUAUUACGUGGUAUCAGAAGGCAACCACCCAUUUGGCAAAUCCCUGCAGCGGCAAGCCAAUAUUUUGUUGAGUGCCUACAAUCUGGACUUCCUAAAUCCAGAGAAGCAUGAGGACAUAGUUGCUCGUGACUUAGUAGAGCAAAUGAUAAGUACAGACCCUCAGAAGCGGCCUUCAGCUAACUGCGUGUUAAAGCACCCUUUUUUCUGGGGUUUAGAGAAGCAGCUCCAGUUUUUCCAGGAUGUCAGCGACCGAAUAGAAAAAGAAGCCUUAGAUGGCCCAAUCGUGAAGGAGCUGGAGAGAGGAGGGCGGGCAGUGGUGAAAAUGGACUGGAGGGAGCACAUCACCGUCCCUCUACAGACAGAUCUUCGAAAAUUCCGGUCCUAUAAAGGGGGUUCAGUCAGAGAUCUUCUGCGAGCCAUGAGAAAUAAGAAGCACCAUUAUAGAGAACUGCCCCAGGAAGUGCAGGAGACUUUGGGCACUGUCCCAGAUGACUUUGUGCGUUACUUUACUUUGCGUUUCCCUCACCUUCUUCUUCACACCUACCGUGCUAUGCAAAUCUGCUCCCAGGAAAGACUAUUUCAGCCUUAUUAUAUGCAGGACUCUGAACACAUACCUCCCAGAGAUGCUGUUUGACUGAUGGAGACGCGUCGUUCUGUGCCUACACACACACAGGUCUGAGAAACAGACCUGUUCUUAGCUGGUGACUAGAGGGAUUCUCGGAGAGCGAAGAGUCCUCUUUGAGAAAUUCAGACUUCUCCAACGUGCCUUGUGCUCUGAGCCAGGAAGAGAACUCCGGGUUGGAAUCUGGGGGGGGAACGACGGGGUGAUUUCCAGAAAACUUUACCCCACAGAAACGGGGAGCAAUCAAAAGGCCGCUCCAAAGAAGGAAAGUGGAACAUAAAAUAAUGGCACAGCCGUCACUGUGAUGUUGGAAAUACUUACAGCGCACUCUCUUUGUAUACUGAUGAUCAGGCAGCUUUACUGCACAGAGUUGUGUAAAAAAAGGAUUGACUGGAACCAAACUUUUGCUAAGCCUCUCCUGGAUCUCCGGAAGGAGACUUCUGCUGCAACGCACCAUUUCUGUCCAGUAGCGUAGCACUACCACAUUUUGUACUUGAAGCAAUGUCUUUGACAUGAUUGAUUGUUAAAGGGAAUGCCAUGGUUUAAGCAUACCGGACCCAGCAACACAAAUGCAACAGUUAAGUGAAGAGUAUAGCCCUCCAAAGAUCAGUUUCCAAAUAGCUUUGUACAUAUUUGAAGUUGGUUUUGAAAUCACAAGCUAAAAACAUCAGCCCCAGUGUUGGUAGCUGGAUUUCAUGCCAUAAUGCUCAAAGAAAUAUGCUAUUUCUGGAAUAAGGUUUGACUUUGGUUGUAAUCCUGUGUACUUUUAAAGAAAUCUAUUCAGAUACCAAAUACUGGGGGUAUUUACAAGCAUAUGAAUAGUUGGUAAGGUGGUUUACCAACAGACAAAAAGGGAACUGCUCCUUAAUUAUAUUCAUAACACGAUUAACUUCCUUAGCUAGAGGUUCCAGGGCUUGGUAGGUAGAAACAGAGGUGGAUAUAAAUUGCUUUUUUUUAAAAGUGACCUUUGGGAUUUUUAACGACCAGAACCGAGGUUCUUUCUGUCAGGCUGUAAAUGCGCUUUCCCAUCCAAGUGGGAUUCCUUGGAAAGCUUAAAGUGGUUCAGGCAUCUGCUUCCCCUUAUGAAGGUUGCAGUUUUCCUUUUCAGUGUCCCUAAUUCUGUGGUGCACAUUGAGUGUGCCGGAAGCCCUAAGAAGCCCCAGCGAGGCGCUACCAUGUUCCGAUGUGAUAUCUGUAUUAUCCUUUUACAAAAAUAUUUAUUUUACAUAUUUAUAUUUAUUUAAUUUUUAAUACAAAAUGGUACCAUAUUGAAAUGGUACUCGUCUAAAGCAUGCCAAAUAUUUUCUUUUUUAAAAAAUCAUUAAAUCCUGUCUGGUGCAGUGACCUUUUUUUAAACGGACAAAGAAAAGGUAUACGGCAUCUUUUCAUCCACCUUAUGCAUUUUCAGAAAUUCUGGAUAAAAUGUUUUAAUACAAGGAAACCUUUAAUCUGUGUGGUUGUGUUCCUGUGCGUCUUAAAUGGAUAAAUUAUUAAUAGUUAUGUGUAUGAUUGGGCAUUGAUAGAGGGUUUUUUCCGUCUUGUCUUUUGUUCUGUUCUUUGGGGCCUUACAUUACAGGGAAGUGGAUUUUUCUAGUUUUGUAAUGCAACAGCAGAUAUUAAAGUAAGAUAUCAAAAUGUGGAUAUUACAGGACUUUAAAGCUUGAAAAUAAUGGCGGUCUUACCUAACAAUUCAAAUGAUGUUUCAUAUUUUUGUAGUUCUACUGUACAGUACUUUUAUAAUUCUUCUAAAUAAGAACUUCACAGAGAUUUUAAAAUAAUAAAAAGUAGAUUUUGAAACUCU
Messenger RNA from Eublepharis macularius, 4776 nucleotides. It is a transcript of the gene ERN1, whose product is annotated as endoplasmic reticulum to nucleus signaling 1. NCBI's taxonomy places the organism in Eukaryota, Metazoa, Chordata, Lepidosauria, Squamata, Eublepharidae. The record is from RefSeq and is a predicted model, not a curated record. Gene Ontology annotation, cellular component: IRE1-TRAF2-ASK1 complex. The transcript has 22 exons. Gene Ontology annotation, biological process: protein phosphorylation; IRE1-mediated unfolded protein response; intrinsic apoptotic signaling pathway in response to endoplasmic reticulum stress. The coding region runs from base 48 to 2987 and encodes 979 amino acids. Gene Ontology annotation, molecular function: protein serine/threonine kinase activity; ATP binding; RNA endonuclease activity.